Messenger RNA from Mesorhabditis spiculigera, 447 nucleotides. The record is from the annotation of a GenBank genome assembly. NCBI's taxonomy places the organism in Eukaryota, Metazoa, Nematoda, Chromadorea, Rhabditida, Rhabditidae.
AUGGGUGUCGACGCGCUGAUGUCCAUCCCGGGCGCCCUGAGCAUUGUGGCGACUCUGCUCAGUUUUGCCGAAUUAUUUUGCAUCUGCUUUGUGUGGGCUGGUGGAAGCGUGGUUUUCUACAUUUUUAUUGAUGGGUAUGGAUGGCACAUUUUAUUCGCUCCUCUGGUAUUCUUGGUGUUCCUCUUCUCGGUGACGCUGCUUCUAACAAUAGUGACGGGUCGUGAAAUUAUUAAUCAAUAUGGUAAACAGGCGGCUCUCAUCUGCUAUGGUGUCUGCAUGUUUGCCCUAAUAGUCGCCGGAGUCCUAAUUUCGUGGUAUGCCUCAAAAACGCACAAGGACCUUGGUGUCGGCCAUAUCUUGAGGCCACGCUAUAUUGCAGCAGCUAUCUUCAAUUGGUUGAACUUUGUCGUCUACCUGGCCCUCUUCGUCCUAACCCUAAUUUUCCAA